AUGGCCCUGUAUCACCAAACCGUGGAUUUCCUUUCCGACUCCUGGGCCAACCAGCGAACACAACUCCCCUUGCUAGCAGUGACUGGCGCUUCAUUCACAUUAGGUCUGCUACUUCGGUCCCUUUUGAGCCGCGAAGAACACCGUGGCGGUGUCCUUCCUUCCCCGCGCGCGACUCUCCUGGGGAGUCUCUCGGAUGAGGAGAACCGCAAACUGCCUCUCCCUAACGAUAACCUUCCCGGUGGGCGCGAUGUUGCCAGUCCAUACGGCUCGCUCCGGGUAUACGAAUGGGGUCGUGAGGAUGGUCCGAAGGUCUUGAUGGUUCAUGGUAUCACCACCCCCUCUAUCGCGCUGGGCGGGGUGGCCCAUGCGCUGGCGGACCGGGGCUGCCGUGUGAUGCUUUUCGAUCUUUUCGGCCGAGGAUACUCUGAUUCGCCGGCGGAUCUGCCUCAGGAUAAUCGCCUUUUCACUACACAAAUCAUGCUUGCUUUGACAUCAUCGCCGAUCUCAUGGACCGGUGCAGAGUCCGGAAAGUUCUGCCUCGUCGGGUACUCCCUAGGUGGAGGAAUUUCUGCCGCCUUUGCCUCAUAUUUCCCACAUCUCUUGUCAUCUUUGGUGCUUCUAGCUCCUGCUGGCAUGAUGCAUGACUCCCAUGUUAGCUCACAGGCCCAGCUUUUGUACUCCGGAGGCAUCAUUCCAGAGAACAUACUUGAAUAUUUUGUCAAGAAGCGUCUGCGAGCGGGGCCGUUAGUUUCCAAGCCUAAGGAUGGAAAGCUCGAUGUGUCAGAUGCACUGAACCAGGAGGCCCCCAGUGAAAAUGCGGCGGAAGCUCAGGUGCUGUCGCGGGAAUAUCCCCAUCUUAACGUCCCGGCUUCCAUUGUGUGGCAGGUCGAUCAUCACCAUGGCUUUGUUCAUGCUUUCAUGUCCACCAUGCGUCAUGGCCCGAUCUUCCGCAAGCAUCAAUGGAAUAACUGGGCACGCCUUGGAGAGUACUUGAGCGCGCAAAAUAGUGGUUCGUCAAAGAAUCGAGGACCUAAGGGUCUACCGAGCGAUAAGGUCCAUAUCUUGUGUGGCAACACUGAUGCCGUCAUCGUUAAGGACGAGCUUGUCACAGAUGCCACAGCUGCCCUUGGUGGAAAUGCGGUUUUCAAGUUCUACGAGGCAGGACAUGAAUUCCCCAGCACCAGAUACGAUGAGGUGGCGUCAUACAUCCUAAAGGUGCUUUAA
Messenger RNA from Penicillium pulvis, 1224 nucleotides. RefSeq names its product alpha/beta hydrolase. Gene Ontology annotation, cellular component: endoplasmic reticulum. Gene Ontology annotation, biological process: regulation of lipid storage. The record is from RefSeq and is a predicted model, not a curated record. The coding region runs from base 1 to 1224 and encodes 407 amino acids. The transcript is spliced from 2 exons. Lineage: Eukaryota; Fungi; Ascomycota; Eurotiomycetes; Eurotiales; Aspergillaceae.